AUGACUUGGCAGAUACUGUUGCUCGUCUCUUUGGCUAUUAGUUGUUCUGAUGGACAUAUCCUCGUGGAUUCAGUUUUUGAUCAGAUAAAAGAAGAUAUUAUUAGGCUACAGCAAGACUAUAAUGCAAGUCAAUCUGAUGUCGCUGAGGGUAAACCUAUUUUCAUAAACAAACUGUAUGAUAACCUGUGGUCAGAGGGCAAAGAAAAAAAGAUCUUACUUGCACAGAUAAUUUCCAUAUAUGGGAAGAUGUUGAAAAAUUCAACCAAUAUUGGAACUGCUAAACACAUCUGGAACGUACUAGAAGCCCUGGAAAUCUAUAAAACAAAAUACAACGAGAGCUUAAAGAAAGCAACAGAUAUAAUUGAAUUGGCAAAGCUUCCGAUCAGUGAUUUCAAACUCCAGCGGAAGGCAGUAGUUGAACUGUACCGAGUUUUACAGGAAGUGAACAAAGAAGAGAACCAGAGGAAAAGGAGAAGCAAGAAACCCAGUCCCCAACUCCUGCAGCGACUCCGGCAAAAUUAUAGAGGCUAG
This is a messenger RNA of Eublepharis macularius, 531 nucleotides long. Its product is annotated as interferon gamma-like. Gene Ontology annotation, biological process: immune response. The transcript is spliced from 4 exons. The record is from RefSeq and is a predicted model, not a curated record. Gene Ontology annotation, cellular component: extracellular region. The coding region runs from base 1 to 531 and encodes 176 amino acids. Lineage: Eukaryota; Metazoa; Chordata; Lepidosauria; Squamata; Eublepharidae. Gene Ontology annotation, molecular function: type II interferon receptor binding.